ACCAUAUUAACCAGUGAUACCAUAAUACAUAAUAACUAUAGUAUGACGGAGGAGAUAAGAUUGAAUUCGUCUAAGCUUGGGACAAAGGAAUACUGGAAUCAAUUCUAUCAAGUAGAAAAGAAGAACUUUGAAACUAAUGAAGAUGACACAGGAGAAUGUUGGUUUGAUGAUUCUGAUGCUGAAUCAAAAAUGAUAUCUUUUAUAAUAGAUAAGUUAAAUGAUCAAGAAUUCCCCUUUCAUGAUGAACAAAUUAAAUUUCUUGAUCUUGGAACAGGUAAUGGACAUUUAUUAUUUCAAUUAAAUGAAGAUCUCGAAGAAGAAUAUGAUGGAAGUGAAAAAUUUAUAUUUACAGGUAUUGAUUAUUCACCUGAUUCAGUAGAAUUUGCAGCAAAUAUUGCUAAAAGAAAAUAUGAAGAUAUUGAAUUUAAAUUUGAACAACUGGAUUUAUUAAAAUCUAAUGAUCCAUUUAUUAUAAAGGGAAUUAAAUAUAAUAUUUUACUUGAUAAGGGGACAUUAGAUGCUAUAGCAUUAAAUCAAGAUCCUAUAGAAGAAUUUAAUGGGAAAAUUGGUAUGGAAGUUUAUGCAUCCCAAAUUGAAAGAUUAAUGAAUAAAGAUUCUGUAUUACUUAUUACUUCAUGUAAUUUUACUGAAUCAGAAUUAAUAACUAUUAUUGAAAACAAUUCUAAUUUAAAAGUAUGGGAUAAAAUAAAUUAUCCAAGUUUUGAAUUCGGAGGAAUUAAGGGGUCUACAGUUUGUAGUAUUGCAUUUACAAUCCAAUAAUUAUAUAUUAUUAUGAAUGUACGAACCAACUAAAUAGAUUGAUACUUAUUAUUAUUAUAAUUAUUAUUAUUAUAAAUCUUUCUUCAAUUCUUCUGCUUUAUCUAUUAAACCGUCUCUAACAUUUUGAUU
Scheffersomyces amazonensis is the source of this 909-nucleotide messenger RNA. RefSeq lists its product as uncharacterized. Gene Ontology annotation, molecular function: protein-lysine N-methyltransferase activity. Bases 43 to 780 code for a protein of 245 amino acids. NCBI's taxonomy places the organism in Eukaryota, Fungi, Ascomycota, Pichiomycetes, Serinales, Debaryomycetaceae. The transcript is spliced from 2 exons. The record is from RefSeq and is a predicted model, not a curated record. Gene Ontology annotation, cellular component: cytoplasm.